UGCUCUGUUUUCUGGACUCAUUCGUGUCCUGUCUCGAAGUUAUGCGCUUCCCUGAUUCCUUCCCUGCGUUCUUGAUUUGCCAGUCGCCGCGCGCAUAGGCACCACCCAUCAUCGAGUCCUCCAGCCUUCUUGGUUUUUCCGCAGGCGACAGCUCGCGCAGGGGAACUGCAAUGGCGACCUCAGCCUCCGAAGAAGGGCCCGGAAGGCGCGAGAAGAGGGUGGUGGUGGUGAUCGGCGGCGGCGUCGGGGGUUCCCUCGUCGCCAAAUCCCUCCAGUCCUUCGCCGACGUCGUUCUUAUCGACCCGAAGGAGUAUUUUGAGAUCCCUUGGGCAAGCUUGAGGGCGAUGGUUGAGCCAUCUGUUGCCGAAAGAUCAGUUAUUGACCAUGGAGAUUACUUCACCAGUGGCCAGAUUGUCUGCUCUGCUGCUGUGGACAUUAGAGAUGGCGAAGUGUUGACUGCCGGUGGCUCCAGGUUCCCAUUUGACUAUCUUGUCAUUGCCACGGGGCACAAAGAUUUAGUUCCCAGAUCUAGAAGUGAACGGCUUAUCCAGUACAAAGCAGAGUGUGAUAAGAUAAAAUCUGCUAAUUCCAUCUUGAUCGUUGGAGGUGGCCCUACUGGCGUGGAACUUGCCGGUGAAAUCAGUGUUGACUUUCCAGAUAAGAAGGUGACGUUGGUGCAUCGAGGGUCUAGGUUGCUUGAAUUUAUUGGUCCUAAGGCCUCCCAAAAGACACUCGACUGGUUGACAUCGAGGAGGGUUGAAGUGAUCCUGGAACAAUCUGUUGAUUUAACCAUCGUAUCAGAUGGCACCUAUCAAACAUCUGCGGGAGAAACCCUCGAAGCCGAUUGCCAUUUUUUGUGCACGGGGAAGCCAAUUGGUUCAUCAUGGCUUAGCGAGACUAUACUAAAGGAUAGCUUGGAUAAUCGUGGAAGAUUGAUGGUUGAUGAGCAAUUAAGGGUUAAAGGUCACAAAAACGUCUUUGCCAUAGGAGAUAUCACAGACAUUCCGGAACUAAAGCAAGGUUAUUUGGCUCAACGACAUGCAGAAGUUACCGUCAAGAACUUGAAGCUUUUGAUGACUGGAGGGAGAGAAAGCAAGAUGGCCACUUACAAGCCUGGUUCAGCAAUCGCUCUUGUUUCGCUCGGCAGGAAAGAGGCCGUGGCGCAGUUUCCCCUGAUAACUGUGAUUGGAUGCGUCCCUGGCAGGAUAAAAUCCGGGGAUCUGUUCGUGGGGAAGACGAGGAAACAACUCGGCUUGAACCCACAGUCCUCUCCAUAGAGUCGGAGACUAAAAGUAUGUCGAUAUUCGAAGUCAAUACCAUCUUAUUGAUCCAGAUGUGUGAUGUGAAAGUCUCCUGAUCUCGAAUCCAAGCGAACUCAUUGAAUUAUCAAUUAUUUCAAGAAACAGGUUAAUUCAUAUUGAUUCUUGACAUGUUCUCGAUAA
Molecule: messenger RNA, 1442 nt
Organism: Syzygium oleosum
Lineage: Eukaryota; Viridiplantae; Streptophyta; Magnoliopsida; Myrtales; Myrtaceae
Exons: 4
Coding region: 171-1277 (368 amino acids)
Cellular component (GO): cytoplasm
Molecular function (GO): flavin adenine dinucleotide binding; electron-transferring-flavoprotein dehydrogenase activity
Source: RefSeq, a predicted model, not a curated record